Cooperia oncophora is the source of this 651-nucleotide messenger RNA. The record is from the annotation of a GenBank genome assembly. NCBI's taxonomy places the organism in Eukaryota, Metazoa, Nematoda, Chromadorea, Rhabditida, Trichostrongylidae.
AUGCGCAGGAAUAAGGACAUCGGAGCCGAGAAAGGAAAAUAUUACGCUCUCAACUUCCCAUUACGUGAUGGCAUUGAUGAUGAUACCUACGAGAGUAUUUUCACCCCCGUAAUACGAAAGGUUAUGGAAUGUUUCCAACCAUCUGCCAUAGUUCUUCAAUGCGGUGCUGAUUCACUUACAGGGGAUCGACUCGGUUGUUUCAACCUCACCUUAAGAGGGCAUGGUAAAUGUGUUGCCUAUCUGAAAAAGUUUGGUGUUCCCUUGAUGAUGGUCGGAGGAGGAGGAUAUACAAUCCGAAACGUUUCUCGAUGCUGGACUUAUGAAACCUCUGUAGCCGUUGAAACUGAGAUUGCCAAUGAGUUGCCCUACAACGACUAUUUUGAAUACUUUGGUCCUGAUUUUAAGUUGCACAUCGAAAAGUCAAAUAUGACCAACCAGAAUACGAGGGAUUAUUUGGAGAAGACCAUGGUUCGGGAACCUUUUGCUGUCACCGAUUCUCAUAUUGAACACGAGGGCGAGUAUUAUAAUGCCGGCAAGGAGGGCGCUAAGGACAUACAGAGCCACAAGCGACCAGCCGGUAGUCCGCUAGGAAAAGACGGUGAAGACAAGAAGCCUAAAACUGAAGAUGAUGGAAGUGCCCCGCCAAUUUAA